UUCAUCCUUUUUUUUUUUUUUUUGUCUUGUGUAUUUUAGUUAAGGAUGUUUGAAUAAAAGAAAACUAGACUAAAUACUGGCUUAAGUUAGGAGUUUACUUUUCUUAUACAUAAGAAGUCUAGAGAUAGGCAAUGACUGAUGUAUAUUUAGUGGCUUAAGGAUGUCAGGAUCAAAAAUCUCUGAUUCUCUUGACUUUUCCUUCAUGAUCACAAAAUGGCUAGUGUAGCUCUAGCCGUCAUGUCCAACUUCCAGACAAGAAGGAGGAGGAAAGGGGCCUCAUUUAUAUCAGGAAAUGAAAUUUCUCAAAAAUUCCCAGCAGGUAUCUGCUCAUAACUCAUUGGCUAGAACUAUAUCUGGGUGUCAGAGAGGCUGAGAAAUAAUAAUUUUUAAAUCGGGCACACAUUGCUACCACAAACAAAAUUAGGAGUUUAAAUUUGGUUUAGCUUUUGAAGAUAACCUAAAAGCUGUCUUGUUUAAAUUUGUUUUUCUAUCCACAUUUUGGAAUAACCUGCUUUCUUUCUGCCUUUUACUUUCAGUAUAUUUUUUUCUCCUUUCCUUGUUGACAGGGAUAAAAAUUACAUUCUUGAUUUAUAUAAGUAACAAUAAUAGUAACUAUUUUUUGUGUCCUUACCAUUGAUAUUUUGAGGGCUUGGUGGGCAUUGCCUUAUGGUUUCUAUUCUAUCUAAUGCAACUUGAAGUUACUUUCUUUUCUAAACCUUAUUUUGUACAUAGAUACGAUACGUAUAACAUUUUCUGAUAUAAAAGACAAUAUAGUUAGGAAAGCUAAUCUGGAAUUGGGUGGACCUCAGGGUAUCUCUGAUCCCUUUGAAGAUGCAUAAAAAUGAAUUAGAUUGUUAAAAAAAUUACUGAACCAUGAAUUGUUGUAUAGUUAAUACUUCUGUAAAGAGGUCUGGUAGCUUGCUGAAAUUUUUAGAGAUUUCAGUUCAGAUGUAGUUAGCCUAAAUUGUGACAACUUUCUUUAAGUUAUGAGUUAGAGGAGUUUUUGCUAUUUAAAAAAGAAAGAAAGUACAUCUUUUCUGUAUUACUUAUAUUAAGAUACCUAAAUUAACAGUAUGCUAAAAGCUCUGGAAUAUUUGAAUUAGGUUGUACACGACUAUAUAAAACUCAGAUCUGCAGUCUGCUCAGGUUACUAAAGAUAAAUGCAUCAUACACAUUCAGUAUCAGACUUUGCCGCAAGGUUUCACUCCCACAUGGAAGUACGCAUGCUCGUUUCUUCUAAGACGGCAUGAAGACAGAUUUCCAGUUUCCCUUUUAAGUCACUCCAUAGUCCCAGCAGCAGUUUAGAAAUUGAAAAGUUUGAUUGCUCUAAAGAGCAGUUCUUGAGUGAAUUCUUAAAGUACAAAUAAUAUUUUCUCUUUGGUUUUAAGGAGAAACUUUACUGCCAGAAUGAGUACACCAUAAAAUAUUGGAAGGAAAAAAGAGAAAGUUAGCUGUAUCCUAGUUUUCUAAAACCUGGCAAGCUGGCCGAGCUAGAAUUAGCUUUACAGAUGGCAUUUGGCAGCAUGUCUCUAAGCCCUCAUCUCCUGAGUUUUCUUCCACCUGUCUAUCAAUUACAAUACCCAAUCACUGCCCAGAGAUGGAGAAAUGGGAUGAUCACAGCUCACAGGAUGCUGUUUGGUUAGAAACGUCAGUGCUGCACAACCCACGGCUGAGUCAGUGUCUGUGAAAAAAUGAACUGAAUUAAUAUAGAGAUGGGGUUGUAUCUCUGAACAUAUAAAGCCUAAAUAACUGCAACAGCAUUAUUACACAGUAGAGGGAGAAAAGCUAAAGGAAGCCUGUGAACAGGUGAGGUAGGGGAGUCUGGGACAUUUUCUGAUUGUUCAGAGGAAUCUUGAAGAUGAUGGAAAUAUCAGAUGUGCUAAAGUUUCCUAGUAAUGCCCAAGGAUGCUGACCUGGCUUUCAGUGCUGCAUUGUUUGAAAGAGCAGAGUCCCUUUAUACUCUGAUUUCAAAAUUUUUUUCUUGUUUCUGUGUUUCUACCUUGGCAUAUCCUAAAGGAAGUACUCUCUCACGUGUUGCUAAAGGAGUCGUCGACCACACCAAAAUGAGUCUUCAUGGUGCUAGUGGGGGACUUGAGAGAUCAAGAGAUAGACGAAGGUCAAGUGACAGAUCACGAGAUUCAUCUCAUGAAAGAACAGAGUCUCAGCUCACUCCUUGUAUUAGAAAUGUUACUUCUCCAACACGACAGCACCAUGUUGAACGAGAAAAAGAUCACAGUUCCUCUCGUCCAAGCAGUCCUCGUCCUCAAAAAGCAUCCCCAAAUGGUUCCAGUAGCAGUGCUGGAAACAGCAGCAGAAACAGUAGUCAGUCAAGCUCAGAUGGUAGCUGUAAGACCCCUGGGGAGAUGGUAUUUGUAUAUGAAAAUGCAAAAGAAGGAGCUCGGAAUGUAAGAACAUCAGAACGAGUGACACUAAUAGUGGAUAACACUAGAUUUGUUGUAGACCCAUCCAUUUUUACUGCACAGCCGAAUACAAUGUUGGGCAGGAUGUUUGGGUCUGGCAGAGAACAUAACUUUACACGUCCCAAUGAGAAGGGAGAGUAUGAGGUGGCAGAGGGAAUUGGCUCCACUGUGUUUCGAGCUAUUCUGGAUUAUUAUAAGACAGGAAUAAUCCGUUGUCCUGAUGGCAUAUCUAUUCCUGAACUAAGAGAAGCAUGUGACUAUCUUUGUAUCUCUUUCGAAUAUAGCACUAUUAAAUGUAGAGAUCUCAGUGCCCUAAUGCAUGAGUUAUCAAAUGAUGGUGCUCGUAGACAAUUUGAAUUUUAUCUGGAAGAAAUGAUCCUCCCUCUUAUGGUAGCUAGUGCCCAGAGUGGGGAACGAGAAUGCCACAUAGUGGUGCUUACAGACGAUGAUGUGGUUGAUUGGGAUGAAGAGUAUCCACCACAGAUGGGAGAAGAAUAUUCACAAAUUAUUUAUAGCACAAAAUUGUAUAGAUUUUUCAAGUACAUUGAAAACAGAGAUGUGGCCAAAUCAGUUCUGAAGGAGAGGGGUCUUAAGAAGAUUAGAUUGGGAAUAGAAGGAUAUCCUACCUACAAAGAAAAAGUAAAGAAAAGGCCUGGGGGCCGCCCAGAAGUGAUUUACAACUAUGUCCAAAGACCCUUUAUUCGAAUGUCCUGGGAGAAGGAAGAAGGAAAAAGUAGGCAUGUAGACUUUCAAUGUGUAAAGAGUAAAUCUAUUACCAACCUUGCAGCAGCUGCCGCAGACAUUCCCCAGGACCAGCUGGUAGUCAUGCACCCAACUCCACAAGUGGAUGAGCUGGAUAUUCUCCCUAUGCAUCCCCCUUCUGGCAACAAUGACCUCGAUCCUGACGGACAGAAUCCAAUGCUGUGAUGCCGAUGUUCCUUGAAACCAUAGCAUGUUCCUCUUCACAGUGACGUUGUACUCUCCUCAUUCUGCACUGCAAGGCCACUCUUCUUCGUUGUGAGAUGCACAUAACAAUGUUUAGGAUAUUGCAGUGUAGGCUUUUUUAAAGACCAAAGGUAGCUGAAUGGUUUUUUAAAAUGAGGACGACUCUAGCAUCCUGAGGGUUCCAGUUAUAUAAAUGUAUUUGUUUACCAGUAGGUUUCUGAAAUUGGUUCUUUGUAUGGGGACAGUCCUUUUUCACACAGCUAGAUCUUUUCAGAAGUGAUGGAAAUUGGCAGCUGGGGUACCUUUAGUCUAAACUGAUAUUGGUCACACCCCAGAGAAAAUGCAGAAUAUUAUAUAGUUGCACUUUAUAAAUGGUGGUUAAAUGGAGCUAUUCAAGCCAUUUUUAUAGUUGUGAUGCACAAUAUAACUUAAAUAAGUGCUUCUAUCAAAGUAUCCCUCCAGUGAGAUGUGUAUAGUUUGCUGCCCACUGAUGAGCACAAGAUGAGUAUUUAUCAUUGGGCUUAUCUGAAUGAUCAGGAUGCAAUUCCAUGCCCAUAUUUUAUCAGUUCAGAUAUCUCCAGUGCUGUUUUCACGCUUUUAGAGUGAGUCACAUGCAGGGAGUGUGAACAUCAGAGGUGGUUUAUUAUCCAGUCUGCCUUACCCUUAAUCUGUUCACAGAUAUUUAUUUACUAAUGAGGCUUUUUUUUCUUAAGAGUUACCAGAUAGGAAAAUGAAGUGUUUGCUCUUCAUUUAUUAAAUGAUUGUAAACUCGAGUUUUUCAUCAAAAUAAAAUUCCAUUGUUUUAAUGUUUCUGACC
Molecule: messenger RNA, 4182 nt
Organism: Trichechus manatus latirostris (Florida manatee)
Lineage: Eukaryota; Metazoa; Chordata; Mammalia; Sirenia; Trichechidae
Gene: BTBD10
Product: BTB domain containing 10
Exons: 8
Coding region: 1896-3347 (483 amino acids)
Biological process (GO): positive regulation of phosphorylation
Cellular component (GO): cytoplasm
Molecular function (GO): protein binding
Source: RefSeq, a predicted model, not a curated record